Molecule: messenger RNA, 735 nt
Organism: Staurois parvus
Lineage: Eukaryota; Metazoa; Chordata; Amphibia; Anura; Ranidae
Source: the annotation of a GenBank genome assembly
ACAAGAUGGAACCCGGCUCUCAUAAAACUCUACCAUGUACACGGCCUUCACUCCAGGACUCUGCUAGAUACAUACUGCUCCAGUAAACCAGAAAUGCCCUUUGCUCAUGAGGCUUUGAGUUAUCCUGCAAAUAAAUUUCACAAUGCAUUUUCCACAGGUGACAUUAAAGGAGACGUGUUGAUUGACAUGAGCAUUGGACCCAUCAUUCACCAUCUCUAUUCAGCACAAAAAUAUUUCAGAGAUAUCAUCCUUCUCAAACCUUCUGACCACUGUAUUGUAGAAGUGAAAAAAUGGAUGAACAGCCGAACCGGAGCAUUUGAUUGGUCGCACACCUGUACACUUGUGACAGAAACGGAAGGACAGAGUGACCAAUGUGAGGACAAGGAAAUUGGACUCAGGACGGCAAUUGCACAUGUUGUAAAAUUCGAUCUCAACAAAGAAAAUCUCACAGACCCAGUUGGGCUACCACAAGCUGACUGCCUGGUGUUCUUUAGUUUUCUGGAAGCCAUCAGUAAAGACCUUGAAGAUUUUACAAGAAAUUUCAGGAGAUUCUCAAAGCUUCUAAAACCUGGAGGGCAUGUGAUGUAUUAUGGAGUUCUAAAUGGCACAUUCUAUACGGUUGGGGGAGAGAAGUUCCAUUUUGUAAAGAGUAAUGAAAGCUACUUGAGAAGUAUGCUCAGUGACGAGGGAUUUGUUAUCACCCAUUUGGAGGUUUCCCAAAGGAAGGCUGAGACU